Vitrella brassicaformis is the source of this 6417-nucleotide messenger RNA. The record is from the annotation of a GenBank genome assembly. NCBI's taxonomy places the organism in Eukaryota, Vitrellaceae.
CUGCCCGUGGUGCACGAGUGCAUCUGCCGUCGUAUCUAAUCUCGCUCUUGCUGCUUGAGAUGCGUCUUUCUUAGUUUCCCGUGCUUUCCCCAGGGACGAUGUUUGCGCGUAAGGUGGUCCCACCGAAUCGGCAGGAGCCCAACAACUUCAUCAACUGCGAGAACCUCAGCCCUCUCGAGAAGGCCAAGCGGUUUUCGUCCAGCAAGUUGCCGCUCCAGCGGCUGGUGCUGGUUCGGGAGCUCGUGGACAUCGCACAUGAGGUCGGCUACGACAACACGAUGCAGCACUUGGUGCCCAUACUCAAAACUCUCGCCACCGACGCGGAGAACGUGGUGCGGCAGACACUCGUGGGACAGAUCGGCGAUAUGGCGGGCUUUCUCAUCCAGUCGGACCCCGAAUCAGGGUGAGCUGAGGUGGUCCGAACGAACAGCUGCGUGACGUGAGCGACACGCGCUCAACCGCGAAUAUCGGUGUGUUUGUGUGCAGGUAUGACCGUGUAGUUGAUGUGCUGUUGCCCCUGGUCCGCGACCUCUUGAGUGACCGCGCCAGUGAGGUUCGGCAGAGUGCGUGUGACACGCUGUUCAUCCUCUCAAGCCACCUCAGACCAAAGGUCAGCUGACGGGGGGACCGAUGGUCGGGUCGCGAAGAGAAAUUGAAAGUCACCUGCGUCUCCUCUCUGCCGUCGGGCUGGGCUGCAGGAGCGCGGCACUGUGAUAUUGACGACAGUGUUGACUUUGGCGCACGACCCUGACGAUGAGGAGGCGAGAGGCCUGGCGGUUUUUCUCCUCAACGGACUGGCAGAGACCCUCGGCCGCGAGCUGUGUCGGCAGUUCGUGUCGAUGGAGCUGCUCUGCCUCAGUGAGGACCCCGCCUGGAAAGUCAGGAAGGCCACGGCAUCCAAUUUCAUCGAGGUGGGUGGGUCGGGGGUGGGUCAGGAGGGCGGCGAAUGAGAGGCCUCCAAUAAAGAGAGGUCUUUUGUUGUCGUCCGUGUUGUUUGUUUGUGUCGCGACAGGUGUGUAAGGUGGUUGGUCGCGAGUUUGCCGCCAGUCGGCUGAUCCCUGCUUUCAACCAGCUGGCACAGGACUCUGUGUGGGGCGUCCGGAAGGCAUGUGCCGAGUCGUUGCUCGGCGUGGCGCAGGUAUUGAAGACAUACAGGAUGGGAUAUAUGCGAAUACGGGCUCCCUCCAGCACAGCCGGGCGGAGACGGAUGGAUUGAUGCGAUCGAUGCGUGUGUUGUGUUGUGUUGUGUUGUGUCAGGCCGUUCCUCUGGAGGUCCGCCGUGGGCCUCUCGUCCACAUAGUGCAGGCGCUGCUCCACGACGAAGCGAGGUAGACACCACACCACACCACACCAACACACCAUCAACCCAACCAGCAUUCAAGGUAUGACGCUGCUGCAUCCUGUCCUCAUCCUACCAUCUUGGUAGGAUGGUCAAGACGGCGACCCUGCAGCAGCUGGGUCCCUUCUUGACGACUCUGGCGGCCAACCCCGUCCCCACCGACGCCACCGACCUGCAGGCCCACCUCAAGGCCACCUACCCCCGCGCACUCCUGCCGCCCCUCACACCGCCCACUGCCACCGUCUCACCCGCGCUCACGGGAUCUCCAGCCGCACCACAGCCGGGUGGUGACCAUGACCACCCACAGGUGGUAGCAGAACAGCUGCUCAAGAAGGAAGGCGAUGCCAGCGGCAGCAGCAGCAGUAUCAGCAAGCCACCAGAGGAAGACCAGGGGACCACCACUGAUGAGUGCGCGGUGCCGCUGCCCUUGCUGGAGGCGUACCUGUCUCUACCCUUUGUGCGUCUUGGUUCGGGGUCGUCCAUGUCCAGCGACGGUAGUCCUGCUGGCGGCAGUGGUGGGGGCAUCGGGUCGGAUAGCCCCCCUGCCGCACCAACGCGGCGGGGCGGCGGGGUCGGCGCACGCAAGACGAUCGGCAAGGCGGGAGGCAGCCCAGGAGGGGAGGCGACCGGCGGAGGGAACACAGCUGCCAAUGGUACCAACCAACGACAAGACAGCAACGCGCCUCGAGGUCGAUCCAUUCAUUACAUCUGUCUGUUUGUCUGUUGUGUUGUCUGUCGUUCUGUCUUUCUCAGUUGAGGCCGCGUCAUGGUGCGCGUAUUCGUUUGCGGGUGUAUUGCUGACUGCGGGUGCGGCCCACUGGCCCAUGAUGGGCCACGCAUUCCGCCGGUUGGCACGGCACACCAGCCCCCGGGUCCGCAAGCCCCUCGCCGCAUCUCUCCAUACCAUCGCACACAUACUCGCCAGCCACUACAAGGUCGACAUGGCCAACAGCAAGAACACCCAAGAUACGGACGAGGCGACAGAGGAGCAGCAGCCGGCCAGCGAUGAUGUGCCAGAGAAGGAGGGUCAGGAGAGUGCUCUCGAGCCGCCUGAGGUGACCACACAGACCACCGAGAAUCCGCCAGCAGAGGCGGGGGAGAAGGAGGGCCCGUUGAAUGAGGAUGACGACGAUCGGUGGAGCGUGGACCGGUUCCAGAUGGACAGCGACUCGGCAGACGAGGGCGACAACGGCGAUGAGGACGAGAGUGGACUGACUGAGGACGAGCGGAGGCAGCGGGGGUGGCGCAGGAGCCUGGCCCUGCUGACCGAGACGCUCGACGGGCUCCUCCACGACCCAUCCCCCGACGUCAAGGUGAGUGAGAGGGGAGACGAGACGUGUGGAUACAUACGUACCACACGCCGCCAUGCCAUGUGUGUGGUCGUGCUGUGCUGCUGGUGCACUCACUGCAGUUGGCGGCCUUGUCGGGUUUGAGUGACAUCCUCAAGGUCAUGCCCAGUGGCCCACAGAGACUCAAAUACAUUGGGGUAGCUACGAAUAAGCGGAAGCACCGCAUCAGACCAGAUGGCACCAAUGCAGCUCGGUCUGGCCAUCCAUCUCAGGUUUUGGGUGAGUUGUUGCUGCGGGCUCGGCACAACUGGCGGAUUCGGGAAAGUGUCGCACAGCAGAUGGCCGUAAGAAGUCUUGCAGCACGAGACGAGACUCACAUGUGACAGUGUCCGUGUCAGUCAGUCAUUACAUGUUUGUUGCUGUAUGUGUGUGUGUAUAGGGCAUGUGUGAGCUGGUGGCUGACACGACCAUCGUUCGACACGAAAUACUGCCGCUCGUCAUCAAGUAAGUAAUUCAAAAGAGACACACAUCGCAUCGCAUCGCAUCGCAUCUAUCAUCAUAUCCUGGUGCUUAUGGUGCUGUGUGUGUGUGUCGCCUCCCUCCCAUCCAGGUUGUGUCAGGACUCGGUCGCCGCCGUCCGCAAAGCCGCUGUUGCCUGCAUCCCGCUCGUCCUCAAACAUGCCUGCCCCGACCUGUGGCAGUAUUUUUCCACUCGCGGACAAGUGCCACUGUCAGAGCUGCUCAUGAACGCCAGACCCCCACCCGCCCCACCCUCAGAACCAUCAGACACCCGCAGUGGGCCCUCGUCCACAGCGACAGGAGCAUCAUCCGAGCAGCAGGCGGUGGCCAGGCCGAGCAAGCCAUCGCGGCCGCCCCCACCUUCCCGGCACCGUCCACCGCCGAGGGAGCCGCCCCCUCGGCCGCCUGUGCCGAGACGGAUCGACGAAAGGCCCAAGCGUGAUGACAGACGGCCGCCAGCGCCCCCGCGUGAGGCGGAUAGGGACAGGAGAAGCAGGGGCGACGGUGAUGUCGUGGCAAGGGGCGAGGAGAGGCGUGGCAGCGGGUUUGUGGGGUCGUGCCCUCCGCCGCUGACCACAGGGCCCGAGGUGGCGGUCAUUUGGAUACUCCUCAAGACAUUCGCAAGGUCAGAUAGUCAACAAGAGAAUGAAUGUCUCGAUCCCAUUGAUUGCACUCACUGCACAUGAUGGUUUGCCUGCCUGCCUGCCAUUUGUUUGUUCAGGAGCACGACGUUCCACCAGCGUCAGACGUUCAUCCACAUGUGCGACCUGAUCAUCCGCGAGGCGCCCCGUGGCAUCUUCCAGCUCUACUUCCUGCGGCCCCUGGCGCGCCUCUCGGGCGACCCCGUGCCCAACGUGCGGGGCGUGUGGGCGACAACCAUGGCACUGCAUGUCAGGGAAACCGGCAGACUCGGCAGAAACGCACUGGUCAGUAUAGUGAGCCUUGCAGGGAGGAAGGAUGGAUUGAACACAAUUAUGACUCCUUUCUUUCUCUGUGUGUGUCGGGGUCAGAUGGUGUGUGCUGCCUUGAGCAUGGCUGGUGUGGACGGCGACCGUGAGGUCAAGCGGGUGUUUUCUGGCGUGCCGUUCGUCAAGGAGAGGGAGUUGGAGGCGGCUGACGGCUUCGACAUCGAAGACCUCACUCCACGGCAAAUCAGCCCACUCCCAUCAGGUACCUACAAGACGGACACAGCACAGCACAGCACAGCACAGCCACCAACACAUGGAUCACUCUCCCUGCCGUCUAUAAUGCAAUCGCAGUGUCUGAUCGGGGGGCCCCUGGCACAGGCGAGAGCGAGGACUCGGACGCCGGCAACGCAGACUGGGAAGGAGACGAAGACCACGGAGGAUUCGGCGGCCCCGGCGCCACAGGAGGACCCACGGCCCUCCAGAAUGCUGCUGUGCCCGCCGGACCAUCGCAAGGACCCCCUCCGCAACCUGACGGAGCUCCCGGCUCGCCGCCACCACCCCCUCCCUCACCGCCACUCGUGGACUUCCUGGAGGCCCACCCACUAUCGAAUCGCAUGGAGGACAAGGACGGCUCCCCAUCCACAGCGGGGUCAGCAUCGUGCUCGUCGACGGAGGGCAACAGCCCUGGCCUGACUCCACCGCCCAAGCCGCCCGGCCCCUCGCCCACUCUGCCGCUGGAUGGAGUGGCGGGGCCAGGGCGGGUCGCCAGCGACGUCAAGCUGCCGCCAUCCGUUGAUGACAGCCCGACAGAGGACGACAGCAAGGCGGCCGCGUCACACGCCCAUUCCCCUUCCGAGCCAGCACAGUCCAGCACCAGUCUGGACGACUUGGAUUUUGUGCCCCGUCCGUCAGAGAGGUUGUCGAUUGGCAACGGCGAUGCACCCGAGUUGUCCAUGACACGAUCGGCCAGGUGUACAUCGCCCCCACUGGGCCAGGGGGGCGAGGGCGAUGGGCCGAUGCCCCUCGGCCUCGACAGCCUGCGGGACGGCAGCGACAGGCCGCUGGACAGGACACCGCGGCCAUCUGUCGACGGCUCGUCAUCCCCCCCCUUCGGUGCGGGGGAGCCUGAGAGCGAGGAAGCGCCCGAGCUGAUCCGCGAGAUGAACGAGGUGCCCAAGCUGUCGCUCUCGCGGCGAUCGGUGGGCGGCCUGGGCGGCGACGGUAGCAGCCCCAACAUGAGGGGCAGGAGCAGCCCCACUGACAGGGAGGGCAGGGGCGGGUCAUCACGCGGCGACAGCCCUGGCAGUGGGUCGGGCACCUCCCCGUUCUUUCCAAUGCUGAUGCCUGACGAGCCAUUGCGGGAUCGGGAUUUCUCACUCAUGGCCAGGGGCGGUGGGCCAUCGUCAAGCAGCCCCACCAGAAGACGAGGCAGCACGAGCGACGCCUCUCCUCGCAAGGGGUCGUCCCCGCCGUCCAGCAAUCGCAAAGGCUCAGGUACCCCCCGGCCCGCUCCACCCGCAACAGCACCACUGCAUCAGCAGGACAAACAGCUGAGUACCUCUCCGCCUUAUCUGAACUCGUCAGCUCUCGCACUCACGCCGCCGUCCCUUGCCCUGCCAGACCUGGCCGCAUCGCAGCUGCAGCGAGCCACACAAGCCGCCAAGGCAGCUGAGGCCUCUCUCCCAAGGUACCCGCCAUCGCCCACCAACGCCCUCUCACAACAACAGCAACAGCCCGACCGGCUGUCGCCCACGAGACGCGUUCCGGCGCCCCCGCCGGCCGUCUUGUCGUCUGAUGCACCACCGUCUCCUGCUGCCCCAGGUCGGCACAGCCACCCCGCCAUCACCCCUGAUGGCAGACAAGAGCGGCCGCAAGCAUCAUCAUUAUCGACAUUACCGUCGAUGAGUGCCGAUGCAGUAGAGGGAGCCGAGGGGCAGCGGGGCAGUGUGGUGAGCACCGAUGAAAGUAGUGGGCCGAGUAGCGGGAAGCGGAGUGUCGACGGGGUGGAGCGAGGGGCGGGGGAGGACGAUAAACAGGGCGAUGAGUGAGUGAGUUGAGUGGGUAAUAGAUCGCGUCGAUCGACUUAUGGCCUGCCUAUUUGUCAAGGAAAUAUUGGAAGCGUGUUGUGCAUGUGAUGUGGCUGUCUUUUCUUCCCUUCUGACCACUCCCGUGACGACGUCGCUCGCGCAUCGAGUCAGGGAGCGUGUGAUAUCGUUGCCUGGAGUGGCUUGAAGAGAAGAAGGGAAAGGCACCGCUGUUCGGUUGACCCAUUGGAUGGAUGGAUGGAUGGAACCGGCAGUUUUGUUCAUGGUUAGACAGACACACAUGUUUGGCGAUCGAUGCUCAAGAGUACAUCAGUAAG